UAUAUUUAUUUCAUUUAUACAUAUUUAUGUGCAAACCUUGGAUUUUGUGUAUCAUCAGAAUGAAGAAAUGGAGGGCAUUUUGAGAAAUUUCACACUUAGUGGAAGUUAUAGAUUAAGAAAACAUUUAUACAGUAUUGGGAAUUCAUCGGGAAGACCUAAUAGUGGUGUAAAGCCAUCACCUAUAUGGGUACUAUCGCUAACAGCUACCAAGGAAAACGAAAUAGGAAUACCAAAUGUAAAAUUGAUUGGAACUGUACAUGGAACUGAGCCUGUAGGACAAGAAGUGCUUCUACAUUUUAUAGAGUACCUUAUUGAGGAAUAUGAAAAAGAUGGUCUUGUCACAUGGCUCCUCAACAAUACCAAAAUUCACAUUCUGCCUAAUUUGAACCCCGAUGGAUACAAGGUAGCCAAAACGUUUUUUUGUUAUGGUUGUGCUGAUUGUCCUGGUCUCGGUGUUACCGAUGAAGAUAUUGUUAUAUCAAGUGAUUUUCCAGAUUAUUUUCAUAGGAAUGAGGUUGUAAACCACACUGCAGAAACUCUGGCUGUAAUGAAGUGGAUGGAUAAUAUUCCAUUCACUUUAUCUGGAAGUUUCUUCGGAACUUUUUUGGUUGCUAUUUAUCCCUACUGUAAUAGAAAUGAAACGAUGAUACGCAAUCCAACUCCAGAUGACGAUGUGUUUCAGUUUUUAGCCAAAACGUAUUCUUUCAAUCAUGCAACAAUGCAUACUGGUCAAAACUGCCCCGCUUAUAAAAAGCGAUUUGAUGGUGGAAUUAUAAAUGGAGCAUCAUGGCAUAAUCAUGAUGCUGAUAUGACGGACUAUAAUUAUAUUUUCCAUGGUUGUAUGGAAGUCAGAUUCGAGAUUUCCUGUUGCAAAUAUCCUCCUAUAAAGGAUCUUAAAUAUAUUUGGGCUGAUAACAAAAAUGCAAUCCUCAAUUAUAUCAUGCAAGCAAAUAGAGGAGUUACAGGGCAAGUUCUUGACGAGAUUUCAGGCCGACCUAUAGAAGCAACAAUGAAAAUAAUUGGUAGAAACAUUCAGUUUAAGAAUUUCGGUCCAACGGGAGAAUUUUGGAGAAUAUUACUGCCUGGUGAAUAUAUCGUUGAGGUCGAGGCUAAAGGUUACUACAAAAAAAUUCAAAAUUUCACUGUUAAGGAGUAUGGAAAGAGCUAUCCUCAGUUGACCAAACUAAAUAUAUUUCUUCUAAAUUCAUCGAUUCCAACUACAAGUGAGACAACGGUAAUAUCAUCAACAACAUCGACCACUCAAAAAACUACGACUACAAGCAGUAUUGGAGAACAACUUACAACUCACAUGAUAACCACUAUAAGUUUAGCUAAUCCAAUAAGUCGAUCACAAUUAUUAGAUUUUGUGGUGUUUGUUAUUAUUACAAAGUUCAGACAUUCUAUAAAUAUGGCCUGUAGCGGCUUGAGACGAGCAAUGAUAUUUAGUGUUUUUAUAAUUGGUGUUUUCGGUGGUGUUUAUGGCCUGUUGGAAUUCAAAUAUCACACAAACGAUGAAUUGCAAGAUGUUUUGAAAGAACUUGAAAAUACCGGAAAGAAAAAAUUGUCAGCGAAGCUUUACAGCAUUGGAAAUUCCUCUAAUCCCGACAGACCGUUUCCUCUUUGGGUUUUUAGUUUAACUGCAGCAGAUCCUUCUCAAUAUGGAAUCCCGAAUGUUAAGCUAUUGGGAAAUUUGCAUGGUAAUGAAGCGGGUGGUCGAGAAAUUUUGUUACAAUUAAUUGAGUACUUGAUUGACCAAUUUGACAAAGAUAAAAAUGUCACUUGGCUACUAAAGAAUACUAAGAUCCAUAUCGUUCCUACAAUUAAUCCAGAUGGAUUCGAAGUAGCUGGAGUAGCUUGUAAAGGAAUUACUGGAAGAAAUGUUCCUUUUAGGGAUAUAGAUUUAAAUCGUAAUUUUCCGGAUUUUUUUUGUCCAGAUCCAGAUUUAAUUUUAUCCAAAGAGUCGGAAGCCCUUAUCAAUUGGAUGACAAAUACCAAAUUUAUUCUGUCCGCUGCCUUACACGAAGGAGCUCUUGUUGCAAAUUAUCCGUAUGAUUUAAAUCCAAAUAAUGCUGAUGGUGAAGCUUUUGAAACUCCUGAUAAGGACGUUUUUAAGUACUUGGCCAGAACGUAUUCAAAUAAUCAUCCAAAAAUGCAUAAGGGUGAAAAAUGUCCGGAUAAUAACGAAAAAUUUGUAGGUGGAAUUACUAAUGGUGCAGCAUGGUACGGCUUUAGAGGUGGAAUGGGUGAUUAUAAUUACAAUUUUCAUGGUUGCAUGGAACUGACAUUAGAAUUGUCAUGCUGUAAACGUCCUCAUGCCGAGUUAUUAUCAACAUUAUGGAAUGAAAAUAAAUUGUCAUUAUUAUUGUAUUGUAUGCAAGCCAAUAGAGGGGUAACUGGAAGAGUUUUGGAUUCUGAAACAAGACAACCGAUUGAAGCUAAGUUGAAAAUAAUUGGUAGAGAGAAAUUAGUAUUAUGGAAUCGUAGUGAAUAUGAAAUAUUUUUCCUAAGUUAUAAAAAAACUGGAGAAUUCUGGAGAUUGUUGCUACCAGGAACUUAUACUCUCAAAGUUGAAGCGAAUGGUUACAAAACCGAAUACAAAAAAUUCACGGUGAAAGAACAUAAUCCGUUUCCUAAAUUAACAAACUUAACAUUAUUCCUUACCAAUUCAUCUCUAGCUACGACUACUUCUAGUACUGAAAAAAAUACAAUUGUUUCAAAUUUUUCAUCAAGAUUAAGCGAAGAUGAUUCAGUUGAAGAAAUUACUGAAUCUCCCAAAGUGGGAGAGCUAAAAGGAUUCGCAAAGUGUAUUAAUAAUAAUGUCAGUUUCUCUAUUUUUACAAUACAUAUAUUAUUUUUAUUAAGAUAAAAUAUAUGUCAUAGAUAUAAGAACUAUUUUUGUACAAAAAUGUCUGAUUUUUCUGAUGAAUUUCAUACCUGGUUUCAAACAAUAUGACUUAUGACCAAGAUGAUAUUGGGAAAUAGAUUAUUUUUCAUGUACACAAACUAUACAUAUCGUGAUAAAACAAAUUUGGGAUUUGGGAAGUAAUUUUGUUAUUAUAGUUCAUAUAUAUAAUUUUUUUGGGUCUUCAUUUCCUUCGUUUUUUAUGCAAUUUCUACUUCUAUCGCUUCUCUUGUUUUUCCAUAUCAACUUGAACAUUUUUUAAUAUUUUGUAAUUGAUUUUUGUUUGAGCUUUUCUAUAAUUACCUCAUUUCUUAUCCUAUACCUGUUUUUUUUUCUUUAGUUUUUUUCAUUUCUGAUGUUACUCUGUAGUGUCUUUUUCUUUAUUACCCAGGAAUGUUCACCUAUUUCUUUCUUUCCGAAAAUUAUCUUAACUAAAUAUUGACACCCUGUAUGAUUUAAAAUAGUGAAUUCUCAGCGUUUUUAUCCAAUUGAUCAAUUUUCUUAUGAAAUAUAAAGAAAUAAAUUGAAACAAUUCACGUAAUAGCAGUUUUAAAAAUAGAAAGUAAUAUACAUACGAGGUCUGGCUAUUAACUAAUGAUACUGUGCGCCUAGAUGGCGCCCUAGACGGGUGGGGUAAAAAAUUAUUAGUGCUUUGGGUAUCUAGAUAUCUUGUCUCAAAACACGUUUCCGUCAUUAUUAUAGUAUUUGUGCAUUAGCGUUUUGAAAUGAACGUGUUUUUUUCUCGUACCGAAAAACAUAUCAAUCUCAAAUUUCACGUUAAAUUAAAAAAAAAUCCGACUGAGUGCUAUAAAUUGUUACAAGAUGCCUAUGGAAACAAUUCUGUACCUCAUACGGGUGUUUCUAAGUGGUGUAAGCGCUUAAGUGAAGGCCAAAUGAGCACUGAAGACGACCAGCGCCCAGGUUGCCCUCUGACUGUUUCAGCUCCGGAAAUAGUAACCAAAAUCAACCAAAUUGUGCGUGCAGAUCUUCGAAUGAACAUCCGGAUGAUUGCCUAGGCUGCAAACACCAAUAAAGAAAUGUUUAUAAAAAUUUUACACGAGGAACUUCACAUGGCAAAAGUCUGUGCGAAGUUGGUGCCAAACAAUCUGACUUCUGACCAAAAACUCUUGCGUCUGCUCAGAAGGCUAGAAAAAUAUCUUCUUUGAAAGAAACCCGAUUUGAGUCGAUAGAAGCGAUAAAGCAAAAAACGGCAGAGCUCCUAAAGGCACUCACCAAAGAAGACUUCCCGCACUGCUUUGAUCAAUGGAAAAAAUGUAUGGAAAGGAGUGUGGCGAGUGGAGGGGAGUAUAUUGAAGGGGCGCAUUCGAAUGUAACCAGUCUCGUUAUUUAAUAGCCAGACCUCGUAUAAAGUCAUAAUGGAUUAAUUUGGAAAACACUUAUGCAAAAUUAAACGUGCGUUUAAGUUACAACUAAAAGCAAUGCAUGUAAAUCAAUAACCAGAAGUGUUGGUAACAAAUGACAUCUGGACAACCGUGUAAUUUAUUUAUUUGCAACAACAAUUACACAUUCAUUUAAACAAAUUAAUUUAUAUGCAUACUUAUUGUAAUCACAAUCAGUCGCAUGUAAUUUAAAAAAGUUUUUACGAUUAAUGGUAGCAAUUGUUUUGUCUCUUAUUCCUUUUUAUGAAACCACCUGCUAUUUUUAUUGCUUAAAACGGUUGUGUAACAAAAUAUAUGUUUUAUCUUCAAUCCAUGUUGACGGAUACAAUGUUUAAAUCUUUUCUAGAAGUUUUUUAUAUAUAGUAGUGAAUACAAUAAUUAUUUCUUAUUGAAAUUUAAUUAACAUCGUUAUUAAAAUUUGUUGACAAGAAAAACUAAUAUUUACUAUACAUCCAUUAAUUCUGGAGUUUUUAGAAGAUAAUUUCGAUAUAAGUGGAGGAUUUUCUAGAGAAAUCCAAAUUAUUUAAC
Messenger RNA from Diorhabda sublineata, 4830 nucleotides. Its product is annotated as carboxypeptidase D-like. Gene Ontology annotation, biological process: proteolysis. Gene Ontology annotation, cellular component: cell surface. Gene Ontology annotation, molecular function: metallocarboxypeptidase activity; zinc ion binding. The transcript is spliced from 14 exons. The record is from RefSeq and is a predicted model, not a curated record. The coding region runs from base 68 to 2866 and encodes 932 amino acids. NCBI's taxonomy places the organism in Eukaryota, Metazoa, Arthropoda, Insecta, Coleoptera, Chrysomelidae.